AUGUACAUUCAGAGGCGAGGGGAUGACCCUGUGGUGGCAGGCUUUCAGCCGCCCACUGUGGAGGAGCUAGCUCGGGCCAAAUCAGGGCUGAACUGGUUUCUCCGCCGUUUCUGCAGCCCCGUCUUUCUCUCAACUGUUGUAGAAAAAACUCCUGUUAACAGCAUUGCUGCUAGUAAAGGAGAUGGAGCUGUUGGAGGGAAUGGGGCUGCUGCUGAUAUCAGGGCUGCUAAUAACGGAGCAGCUAUUAAUGGGGCUGGUAGCAACGGAGCUGCUACUAACAGGGCUGCUGGCAAUGGGGGCGCUACGCUGGCGCCGGAGAUGAGUGUGUUGGUAUCAGAGCUCAUGGCGCAUGGCGUGGUGGUGAGGGGGCUGGCGCACCCCUUGGCGAUAGAUAUGUUCCACGAUAUCAACCUGCUGGUGGAGCAGGGCGAGCAGUACAAGGUGUUCGGAGCCGUGCCUGUCACCCCCGCCAACACCUACAAGGUCCUUGCCAACAAGGAAGCUGCGCUGCUGUUUCCUGGAGGCGUUCGGGAGGCUCUGAAGAAAAGGGGAGAGGACUAUCAGCUGUUUUGGCCUGAGCGAGCAGAGUUUGUUCGCAUGGCGGCAAAGCACGAAGCGACGAUCAUCCCGUUUGCGUGCGUUGGCGUGGAUGAUGGGUUCGAUAUCCUUGUGGAUGCGGACGAAAUGCCCGACGUGCCCAUCAUUGGCCCCAUGGCAGUGGAGGGCGUGCAGGCAUGGCCCAGAGUCAGGGAUGCAGCAGCAGCAGGGGCAGCAGCAGAGCAAUUCAUCCCACCAGUGGUGGUGCCUAAGGGGCUGAAUCGCCUCUACUUCCUCUUCGGAGCGCCCAUCAGAACAAAGGGCAUGUCCCACCUGCUGACAGACAAGGCUGCAGCAGCAGCGCUGUAUGCGCAUGUGAAGGGGGAGGUAGAGGGUGGGCUGCAGUACCUGCUGAGGAAGAGAAAGGAAGACCCUUACAAUGACCCUAAAUGCCCGCCCGGUUUGAACAAGGAACUUGCAGGAGCGUGCACUCCGAAAAAUUGCUCCAAGGGCGGAUUUGCCGCCAAGUGGAAAACCGCGUAUCUGCAGAAGAACAAGCUCGGUUACGAAUUGUACGUACCGGGUAACCCGCUGACGUUGCUCAAGGCGAACCCCGCGUCGUGCUGCAACACCUGCGCCGCGACGCCGCUGUGCACGUACUGGCAGUACAUCCCCGAUAUUACCAUCGACGGGAAGAAGGGCAAGGGCGCGUGUUAUUUGAUUCACGAUCAGAUCGAUUUCACGUGCGGAGAAAUGACCGCGCAGUACAGUACGGAGACGAAGCCCGUGCAUCUUCAGGUGCGCAUCGGCGGCGAGUGUAACCCUAGCCCGAAAAUUCUCAACGACCCGCAUUUGGUCGGCGCCCAGGGCACGCAUUUCGACUUCAACGGCCGGCCCGACAAGGCGUUUUGCCUGCUCACUGACAGGAACCUUCACGUGAACAUGCUCCUGAGGGGGUACUAUGACGAGAACACCGAUAACGCGGCGCUUGUUGUUGAAGGGAAGGCCGUGCACACGUGGAUUAAGGAGCUAGGUAUUGUGUGGACGGCUGGAGGCGUGGACCGUAAGUUCCGGAUCGCGGCGCGCGGCGGCAAGCAGCAGGAGCGCGGCGACGGUUUCGUGAAGAGCAUCGAGAUUGACGGCGAGGAGAUCCCUCGCAUGCAGGUUGGCGAUAUGGUUACCAGCGCCGGCGGGUUGACGAUCGAGUUCCGCGGGUUGGAGAAGGAGGGGCCGUUCGAUGUGGAUUAUUAUAUGCUCUCCAUCGCAGGGUUAAUUACCCUCGACCUGCGCCUGCGCGUCGCGCACCCCAAGCUCCAGACCCCCACGGAUGCCGAGGCGCACAUCAACGUCGGGAUUGCCGAGCUCGAGCAUACGGAGGAGAUUCACGGCGUGCUUGGUCAGACGUACCGCGCGGAUCACGCUGCUCGCGCCGCGGAUUUCCAGCGCCUCGUUUCGAGCCUGCACCGUCCGAUCUCCGCCGAUGGCGCCGAGGGGAAGGGGUUCCUGGAUGGGACACCCCGGUCGUAUGAGGCGAGCGAUGUGCUUGCUGUGGACUGCGCUUAUACCGCGUACGGACGCGCCAGGAAGGUGAUGCUCGUGCAGGAGUUCCCGUAA
This is a messenger RNA of Closterium sp. Naga37s-1, 2151 nucleotides long. NCBI's taxonomy places the organism in Eukaryota, Viridiplantae, Streptophyta, Zygnematophyceae, Desmidiales, Closteriaceae. The record is from the annotation of a GenBank genome assembly.